CGUUCACGGUUCAUCCCUCUGUCCAGAGCAUCAUUCCGAAUUCCCAACGAAUCCGGACACGCCGUGAAGUGAAGCCCCUCGUCGCUUCUCGUAGUCUCGCAUCCACCGCUCCACCGUCUCCAUCCACGCGCCCGCGCGCGGCCCGGCAACGGGAGCCAAGGAAACCGAAGCCCCGAUGGCGAGCUUCUUCCGGGACGCGCGCCUCCCGCAGCAGCGCGUCGUGGAGGGCGUCCCGUUCCCGGCGGUGCUGGUCCCGAGCGCCCCCGCGGGCGGCGGCCUCGACGAGUUCCUGGCGGCCGUGCGCUCCGAGAGGGCGUCCCGGCUGGAGCCGCUGGUGCGGCACGCGGGGGCCCUGCUGCUGCGCGGGUUCCCCGCGACGACGGCCGCGGACUUCGACCGCGCCGUCGACGCCUUCGGGUACGAGGAGCUGCCGUACGUCGGCGGCGCCGCGCCGCGGACCAACGUCGUGGGCCGGGUGUUCACCGCCAACGAGUCGCCGCCCGAUCAGAAGAUCCCCUUCCACCACGAGAUGGCCCAGGUUCCAACGUUUCCGUCCAAACUGUUCUUCUUCUGUGAAGUGGAGCCAAAGAGUGGCGGGGAGACACCGAUCGUACUGAGCCAUUACGUCUACAAGAGGAUGCAGGAAGAAUUCCCCGAAUUCGUGGAGAAACUGGAGAAGGAGGGGCUGGUAUAUACAAGGGUUCUGGGGGAGGGCGAUGACCCGUCUUCGCCAAUCGGCCGUGGAUGGCAGUCGACAUUUCUCACUAAAGAUAAAGCCGUUGCUGAGGAAAGGGCCGCCAAGCUCGGGAUGAAGCUGGAAUGGACCGGCGACGGCGUGAGGACGGUCAUGGGGCCCAUCCCGGCGGUGAAGUGGGACGAGAGCCGGGGGCGGAAGGUCUGGUUCAACAGCAUGGUGGCCGCCUACACGGGGUGGAAGGACGCCCGGAACGACCCGGUGAAGGCGGUGACCUUCGGCGACGGCUCGCCCCUGCCCGCCGACGUCGUCGCCGCGUGCGGCCGGGUCCUGGAGGAGGAGUGCGUGGCCGUGCCGUGGCGGCGCGGCGACAUCCUCCUCCUCGACAACUGGGCCGUCCUGCACUCCCGGCGCUCCUUCGAGCCACCGCGCCGCAUCCUUGCCUCGCUCUGUAAAUGAUGUAUGUAUGUAUGUAAGUGCCCCGCCAUGGUAUGGGUUUUUUACUUGGCAGUGGAACUAAUUCUGGAUGGGCGCGGAUUUGCUGCUCCGACGAGCGAUGAACGCCUGAAACUGAGAAUAAUUUCACACGCUGGAGAGAGCGGUGUUUAGAAAUUCCAUAGUGAAGAAAACCGUUCACCCGUUA
Messenger RNA from Zea mays, 1337 nucleotides. RefSeq lists its product as uncharacterized. Bases 176 to 1153 code for a protein of 325 amino acids. Gene Ontology annotation, molecular function: oxidoreductase activity. The transcript is spliced from 3 exons. The record is from RefSeq and is marked validated. Lineage: Eukaryota; Viridiplantae; Streptophyta; Magnoliopsida; Poales; Poaceae.